Messenger RNA from Anopheles merus, 2446 nucleotides. Its product is annotated as zinc finger protein 2-like. Gene Ontology annotation, biological process: regulation of transcription by RNA polymerase II. The transcript is spliced from 2 exons. Lineage: Eukaryota; Metazoa; Arthropoda; Insecta; Diptera; Culicidae. The record is from RefSeq and is a predicted model, not a curated record. Gene Ontology annotation, cellular component: nucleus. Bases 44 to 2056 code for a protein of 670 amino acids. Gene Ontology annotation, molecular function: zinc ion binding; RNA polymerase II cis-regulatory region sequence-specific DNA binding; DNA-binding transcription activator activity, RNA polymerase II-specific.
UCGCACGAAUGUAAACAAUCGAACUUGCUGGCAGCAGGCAAAGAUGUCCACUCUGGACGCAAAUCUGGAGCCAAAAUCUUCGCUCUAUGACUCCAAAGUGUGCCGGUUGUGCGGUGAAAGGAACGACAAUGGACGCCCGCUAUUUCGCGACUGUGACGCGAACGGUGAGUGUGAAGUGAGCAAGCUGAUUAACCAGUACCUGCCGGUGAAGGUCCACAAUGACGGCGUUUUACCGCGCUGGAUCUGUCCCGGGUGUCACAUUCAGCUCGAAUCGACGGCACAGUUCUUCGAGAUGAUCCUGAAGGGACAGCGAACGAUCGAGUCGGCAAGGGCGAAGGAGGAGCAAUCGGUAGCGGCGACCCGUGCGAUGAGCGUGCGAACGGACGACGCCAGUCAGCUGUCCGAUAUUAUGGAUCCGGAGAAGUGGAACGAGCUGUUCGAGAAGCCGGGUAUGACGGAUAAGGAGGGCCUGCUCGUGCCACUGGAACUGUUCGAGCUGGAAGAUUUGUUCAAACCACUCGAAACGGCCCCGAAGCCGCCCGUACCUACGCUGCCGGAGGAACCGCCGGCGCCCGAGCAGGUGGAAAGCGUAACCGUAGUACCUGUACCACAACCGCCGGCCACCGGCGAAACCGGUGACGAGCGAGACCGAACCGAAGCGAAAGAUUGGAUCGUCAAGUCGGAAGUGACGGCUAGCAGUAGCACUGGCCGGGGCCAGGUGAUCGGUUUCGUGCACCACAACCACAGCAAAACGGACAUCGGCAACCUCGUGCUGGUGGAGGACGCUACGGGGAAGAAAAAGAUCAGCGCCAAGUUUGUGUGCGACAUUUGCAGCGAAAGCUUUGCCCGCGAACCGCGCUACCUGAAGCACCGGAAAACGCACGCCAUCCUGUUCGAAUGUUCCGUCUGCUUGCUCAAGUUCGGCUCGAACGGGAAGCUGCUCGUCCACCAGCAGCAAACGCUGCACAUCGGCAAGGGUAUGGUGGAGGGUGUGCAGCUGCCGGACGAAGCGGCCGGCGGUAAGCGAAGGGGCGAAGCUGCAGCGAAGGAAGCGGAGGCUAGCGAGCACCAAAGCGAAGUACCAGCGCAGGGCGGCGAUAAUGUGUACGCGUGCGAUAGUUGUGAUAAUACGUUCGCCGGGUUGAACAGCGUCCUGCAGCACGAGGAAUCGGUGCACGCGCACGAAAACCACUCGUUCGUGUGCAUCGAGUGUGGGAAAGCGUUCCGCGAGAAGAACCUGCUGCACCGGCACCGGCAAACGCACGUGCAGGACCGGCUGCACCGGUGCACGGUGUGCGAGGCGGCGUUCAAAACGCGCUCCACCCUCACCAAGCACGCCCGGUCGCACGAGGGCACCAAGCGGUACCGGUGCACGAUCUGCGACCAGCAGUUCGCGUACAAGUCCGGCUACGACAAGCAUCUCGAUUGGCACAACGGUGUCAAGCCGUUCGAGUGCGAGCACUGCUCGAAGCGCUUCUCCCAGCGCGGCAACCUGAAGGAGCACCAGCGGGUCCACUCGGGCGACAAACCGUUCCAGUGUGGCGUGUGUGAGGCCCGGUUCGGGACGAGCUCGCAGCACCGGGCGCACGUCAAGCGGCACGAAAAUGUGCGCCCGUACGAGUGUGACAUGUGCGAGAAGACGUUCGUGGUGCGGGAAAACUACAACACGCAUCUGCGCCGGCACCGCAACGAGAAACCGUUCGCUUGCGAUAACUGUCCACGCUCGUUCGUGGAGCGGUGGGCGCUGACGAAGCACGUGAGAACGCACACGCAGGAGAAGCCGUACAGCUGCAAGCACUGUGGGAAAUCGUUCGCCGAUCCAUCGAACCUUUCCCGCCACGUGGGGUCGGUGCACGAGAAGAAGGUGAAGGAAGGCGGGGAGGAGGCGAAGUCCGGUGGUCCAGCAGCAGCGGUGCCGGCUGAGCAUGGGGCCGACGGGGGAUUGCUGCUGUACGAUAUGGCGCUGCGGGAUGGUGGGCCGAGCGGUAUCGAUGCGCUGACCGAGGACGGAAUGAUUUCGCUGGAUGAUGCUGUGAUCUACAUGGAGGACCACUAAGGGUGAGCCAAGGUAGGGGCGCAAUUUGAUUUUUGGUUCGAUUCGAAGGUGCUACUACAGGUUAGUAGAAUUAGUAUUAUUUUACUUGCUUUUUAGAGGAGUGAAGGGUUUCAAUCACCAAUUUGAAAAUGAAUUCACUGUAAAGGGGAAAUUGUCUCACUUUUUAUACCUAAAUUAAUUAAUAAAUGAUGUUGGUGGAACAGGGUUGCACAAAGAAGGUGGGUACAAUGUAGAAGGUGAUUAGGGCAACAAGUUUGCUUUUCAGAGCAGUGAUCCAUCGUAUUCGUAUUGAGCUGUAGUGAAAAUGAAUUCCAUGAUAAAUGAAAUUAUUAAAUCUACCAAGAGAGAAAACACGUUUUAGGUCGGUAAUGAAUUAAAAAUUGAAAAAGA